AUGAGGAUUGCCUUCUUUUCCGUCUUCGUGUUCGUAGCCAACGGUCUGGGCUGCCAGGCAUCGAAAUGUCCAGACUCACCAGGCACCACAGGCCUCACGGUUCGCACGUCUACUGGUACCUUCACCGGCCUGAUCGACCCUGAAUUCCCCAACACGCGUCAGUUCCGAGCAAUUCCCUUCGCCGAGCCUCCCGUCGGGUCACGCCGCUGGCUGCCUCCGCAGAAGCUCUCCUCGUCACCAGACGAACACCGCUAUGCGACCAAGUACCCGCCGUCGUGCCCACAGUUUGUGACAGCACUCGAGUCCAUGUGGAACCUGCCGCUGACCAAGGGGAACUUGGUCUACAACGGCGCGCAGAACGACACAUCCGGGCUGGUGGGCGAGGCCACAUCCGAGGACUGCUUGCACCUGGCAGUGUGGACGCCGACAGGCGAGGUCCCGGAAGGAGGCUUUCCUGUGCUCUUCUUCAUGACCGGAGGCGGCUUCUAUAUCGGCGGCGUCAACCUCCCUUGGCAAAUACCAACGUCGUGGGUCGAGCGGUCGCGGUCUCACAUUGUCGUCAGCGUCAACUACCGCCUAAACAUAUUCGGCUUCCCUGGAGCCCGUGGUCUAGCCGGUGGCGAACAGAACCUGGGCAUUCUCGACCAGCGUGCAGCGCUGGAAUGGGUCCACGACAACGUCGCGGCGUUCGGCGGCAACCCCGAACGCAUCAUGCAGUGGGGCCGCUCGGCUGGAGCCAUCGCCGCCGACAUUCAUGCCUACGCCUACCACGAGGACCCCAUUGCCCAAUCCUACUACAUGGAGUCGGGCACGGCCUUCAGCUUCGCGGGCGCGGAGCCUUCGUAUUCCAACUUUAGCUUUGUAGCGCAAAACGUCGGGUGCGAGGCGCCCUGCGGCGUUGACUGCGACGACGAGGACGGUAAAGCAGAGCUGGACUGCAUGCGCCAGGUGUCGAUGGUGCAGAUCUCCAACUUCAUCGGACAGUACGGCGACCGUAUGGAGAGGCCUGCGCUGGGAUUUGGCCCGAUGGUCGAUGAUCGUGUCAUCUUUUCCAACUACACGGCUAGGUCCGAGCAGGGCAAGAUCGCGCGCCGGCCCGCCCUGAUCUCCUUCACGUCCAACGAGUUCACGUCACUGGUGCCCUGGCCAAAAGAGGACCUCGAAGGCGGUGUCGACCAGGACGAGGUCAAUGACUGGAACCUUGGGUUCGCAACAUGCGCAGGACUGAACUCGACGGCCUACCGAAACCGACUUGGUCCCGAUGUGCCCGUCUUCCGGUUCCAGUACGCGGCCGAGUUUCCCAACCUCAAUGUAUACGACUGGCUUGGUGCAUACCACAACAGCGAGACGCCACUGAUCUUCGGAACCUAUGGACUGCUAGAUCACAUUGCGAACACGACCGAGUUUCAGAUUGAGGUUAGCCAUUCGAUGCAGGACCACAUCCUGGCGUUUGCCGAGGACCCGUUCAACGGCCCGCAAGCACUCGGCUGGCAACCCAUGGACACGAGGCUUGCUAACGGUGGCGACCUCUUGCGCUUCGGGGGGUCCAGUGGGGAGGUAUUUGUCCACGUUGAUGGCAUUGAGCUGGAUGGCGUGUGCCUUGGGAUUCGUGAGCACGACCCCUUUCCGUGA
Molecule: messenger RNA, 1632 nt
Organism: Verticillium dahliae VdLs.17
Lineage: Eukaryota; Fungi; Ascomycota; Sordariomycetes; Glomerellales; Plectosphaerellaceae
Product: acetylcholinesterase
Exons: 1
Coding region: 1-1632 (543 amino acids)
Source: RefSeq, a predicted model, not a curated record